CUUCCAGCAUAACUGAGAAAGUUCUUCCCUUCACUUUCUUUCUACGAUUCUCGUCAACCAAACAAGAACCGUUUCUGCAGUCUUCUGGAGAAUGCGAUCUGCACAUUACUGACGAAGUUUGAAGUCCUAGGGUUACUAAUGCAAUCUAGGAUGGCGUCGAUCUUAUUCAAGCUAGGGUUAUUCCUAUCCGUGCUUUGCCUUGUAUUUUCUCCUUCUCAAUCCGCGGUUAUGAGCAUAGAUCUAGGCUCCGAAUGGGUGAAAGUUGCGGUUGUGAACCUUAAACGCGGGCAGAGUCCUAUCACAGUUGCUAUCAACGAGAUGUCCAAGAGAAAAUCUCCAAACUUGGUUGCAUUUCAUUCCGGUGACCGCCUACUGGGCGAGGAAGCUGCUGGAUUGGUUGCUCGAUACCCGGAGAAAGUCUAUUCUCAAACAAGGGACUUGAUUGGAAAACCCUUCAAUUACAGCAAGAGUCUUUUAGAUUCAUUGUACUUACCAUUCGACAUUACAGAAGAUUCUAGGGCCACUGCCGCUUUCAAAAUUGAUGAUAGAGUGAGUACUUAUUCGGUGGAGGAACUAGUGGCCAUGAUUUUGGGUUAUGCUGCAAACUUAGCGGAGUUUCAUUCAAAAGUACCUGUAAAGGAUGCUGUAAUUUCAGUUCCUCCGUACUUUGGGCAAGCAGAGCGAAAGGGGUUACUCCGGGCGGCACAGUUGGCAGGGAUUAAUGUUCUUUCUUUGAUAAAUGAGCAUUCUGGUGCGGCAUUGCAGUAUGGGAUUGAUAAGGAUUUCUCAAAUGAGUCGAGGCAUGUAGUUUUCUAUGAUAUGGGCACCAGCAGUACCUAUGCUGCACUGGUUUAUUUCUCGGCUUAUAAUGCCAAGGAGUUUGGGAAGACUCUAUCAGUCAACCAAUUUCAGGUCAAGGAUGUCAGAUGGAACCCAGAACUUGGGGGUCAGAAUUUGGAAUUACGGUUGGUGGAGUAUUUUGCUGAUGAGUUCAAUAAACAAGUGGGGAAUGGGGUUGAUGUCAGAAAGUCUCCAAAAGCAAUGGCUAAGUUGAAGAAACAGGUCAAACGUACCAAGGAAAUUCUAAGUGCAAACACAAUGGCUCCUAUAUCUGUUGAAUCCCUUUAUGAUGAUCGAGACUUCAGGAGCACGAUAACUCGUGAAAAGUUUGAAGAGCUAUGUGAAGAUCUGUGGGAGAAGUCACUUUUACCUCUUAAAGAAGUUCUUAAGCAUUCUGGUUUAAAGUUAGAUGAGAUAUAUGCAGUGGAACUGAUAGGAGGAGCUACCAGAGUGCCAAAGUUGCAGGCUAAGCUUCAGGAAUAUCUUGGAAGGAAAGAGUUGGAUAGACAUCUGGAUGCUGAUGAAGCUAUAGUUCUUGGUGCAGCAUUGCAUGCUGCUAAUUUAAGUGAUGGAAUCAAACUGAACCGUAAGUUAGGGAUGAUUGAUGGUUCUUCCUAUGGGUUUGUGCUUGAGUUAGAUGGCCCUGAUCUUCUGAAAGAAGAUAGCACUAGGCAGUUACUCGUACAACGGAUGAAGAAACUCCCCAGCAAGAUGUUCAGAUCCUUUACCCAGAGCAAAGAUUUUGAAGUUUCUCUAGCGUAUGAAAGUGAAGAUACUUUACCCCCUGGUGUCACCUCUCCUUUAUUUGCUCAGUACUCUGUGUCCAGUUUGACAGAUACAAGUGAAAAGUAUGCAUCACGGAAUUUGUCUUCCCCCAUUAAAGCAAGUCUGCAUUUCUCUUUGAGUAGAAGUGGUGUUUUGUCACUGGAUCGUGCAGAUGCUGUUAUUGAAGUAACAGAAUGGGUAGAAGUUCCUAAGAAGAAUCUAACUGUGGAGAAUUCCACUAAUGUUGCCCCCAACAUAUCGGCUGAAACUGGUGCGAAGAACUCUUCAGAAGAAAGCAAUGACAAUACUGAAGAUGGUGGAAGUAGUAACACUAACAACUCUACUAUAGAAGGACAAGGUACUGCGGAUCUUGGUAUUGAAAGAAAGCUGAAAAAGCGGACCUUUAGGAUUCCACUGAAGAUUGUUGAGAAAACAGUUGGACCCGCAAUGUCUCCUUCAAAAGAAUCUCUUGCUGAAGCAAAACGUAAGUUAGAAGAAUUAGACAAGAAGGAUACAGAGCGGAGGAGAACUGCAGAGUUGAAGAAUAACUUGGAAGGAUACAUAUACGCUACUAAAGAAAAGCUUGAAACAUCCGAGGAAUUUGAAAAGAUUUCAACUAGCGAGGAACGCCAAUCCUUUAUUGGAAAGCUCGACGAGGUACAAGAAUGGCUCUACAUGGAUGGUGAAGAUGCUACCGCUUCUGAGUUUCAGGAACGCCUAGAUUUGCUAAAAACUACUGGUGAUCCAAUAUUCUUCAGAUUCAAAGAGCUUACUGCACGGCCAGAAGCAGUGGAAUACGCUCGUAAGUACCUUGUUGAGCUGCAACAGAUUGUACGUGGCUGGGAGUUGAACAAACCCUGGAUUCCGAAAGAUCGAAUAAAUGAGGUUUUAAGUGAUGCUGAUAAGUUGAAGACUUGGUUGGACGAGAAGGAGGCUGAGCAGAAAAAGUAAGCUAUCGUCAUUGCU
This is a messenger RNA of Prunus dulcis (almond), 2571 nucleotides long. RefSeq names its product heat shock 70 kDa protein 17-like. The record is from RefSeq and is a predicted model, not a curated record. Gene Ontology annotation, molecular function: ATP-dependent protein folding chaperone; ATP binding. Lineage: Eukaryota; Viridiplantae; Streptophyta; Magnoliopsida; Rosales; Rosaceae. The coding region runs from base 139 to 2556 and encodes 805 amino acids. Gene Ontology annotation, biological process: cellular response to hypoxia; endoplasmic reticulum unfolded protein response; negative regulation of hypoxia-induced intrinsic apoptotic signaling pathway. Gene Ontology annotation, cellular component: endoplasmic reticulum chaperone complex. The transcript is spliced from 13 exons.